Rotaria sordida is the source of this 492-nucleotide messenger RNA. The record is from the annotation of a GenBank genome assembly. Lineage: Eukaryota; Metazoa; Rotifera; Eurotatoria; Philodinida; Philodinidae.
AUGGAUGAUUUUUUUUUUCAUAAAUAUGUAUAUAAACGCUUUACUGGCUUUAUUUUCAUAUUAGAUAUAACAACGAAUCCAGAAUUUAAUCAAACAACUGUGAUUGAAGACUACGUUUCCCGAUUGGCAAAUAUUGAUAUUUUCAUACACUUGUAUCGAUCAAAACGAGUAGGUCUUGCACAUAAAUUGCGUCAAAUUACGUUCAAUCCUGAUCGAUAUAUAAUUGCACAAGGAGAACAAGUCAAUUUCUUUUUCAUAAUUACUAGCGGGCAGGUUGUGGUCUCAAAAAAAUCAUCAUCAGAUCAAGAAGUUGUAUUAAAAACAUUAGGUCAAGGUGAUUUUUUCGGUGCAUUACCAAUGUUUUUUAAUAUUCCGUCUCAUGUGGCAGUGAAAGCCAGAGAUCCGGUUACAUGUAUGAUGAUGGAUCGACAAAGUUUUCAAGAAAUGGUUGCACCUGAACUUAAAUCAAUGGAACGCAUUGCACAAGCAUAA